CAUGGCAUAAACAUUCAUAAAGACUUCAUGCUCCCGUCAGUCCCUCCAAACAAAGUGCUACCCAUUAGUUUGGAGUUGCACUCCUCUGGCUUGAUGGCAGCCAGCGGUGUUGACUUCAGGUCGCGUAGGUGUUCUCACGCGCGCGCACAGAUCAGCGAUCACGUGUCGGGGGAAUCCACGUGGAAACCGAAUGUUACUUUAACCGACUCGUAGUAACGCACAGCGUGGCACCGGCGCUCUGCUGGGAUUUCGCCUCUUAUUUUUUUAUUUUUUAAGUACUUUUUAACUGCGUGUGUGUCGGGGCGUGGCUCCUGUGUGAAAGUGAUCCCCCACCCCUCUCUCUCCCUCCUCGCCCUCUCGCGUUUCCUACUCUGCAUGAAAACCGCCGUCUGAGGGAAGUUGUGUGACACACUGUUACCAACACCACUGACGUACAGAUGCCGCUCAGACGCUCCUCCGCUCCUCCGCAUGAGUGAGGACACCCAGAAGCGAUGCGUGAGCUCGUUAAGUUUGCACAAACCAUCUGGUCUAAAAGUGCCCUCCUCGCUUCGCAGCAGAUGGCACCUUCUGCAGCCACUUGUGGAGUAUUCCUGGAUUACAGCACACAGACUUGCUGGCUUCUCUGGGACUAGAGGCGUCGCGGAUGACCGUCACUGAUGUAACCCACCUGCAGAUUUCAGGACGCACUCUGCUGAGAUGAAUGCUCCGUACAUCGCGAUCGAAGCAGUGAUCGCUGUCCUCUCCAUAUGCGGCAACGUGCUGGUGUGCUGGGCUGUGGCGAUCAACAGCACGCUGAAGAACGCCACCUUCUACUUUCUGGUGUCUCUGGCUGUGGCUGACAUCCUGGUCGGCUGCCUCGCCAUCCCCUUCGCCAUAAUCAUCAGCGUCGGCUUGUGCCUGAACUUUUACGGCUGCCUCUUCCUCGCCUGCUUCGUCUUGGUACUCACUCAGAGCUCCAUCUUCAGCCUGCUGGCCAUCGCGAUUGACAGAUAUCUGGCGGUGAAGAUCCCACUGAGGUACAAGGAGUUGAUGACGGGAAAGACCGCCAGGAAGAUAAUAGCCAUUUUAUGGAUCCUCUCCUUUGUCAUCGGCCUCAUUCCCUUCUUUGGGUGGAACAUGAAGGACCCGAGUUGGGAGAACUCCAGCUCGGUCAACAACUCGGACUGCAAAGGGUGUUUCUUUGAGAGCGUGGUGGACAUGCAGUACAUGGUGUACUUUAACUUCUUUGUAUGCGUGCUGGUGCCGCUGCUCAUAAUGCUGGGCAUCUACGUGAAGAUCUUCACCGUGGCCAGGAAGCAGCUGAGGCAGAUUGAGCUCAAGUGUGUGGGCAACGGCGACAACCAGAACAAGAGCCUGCUGCAGAAGGAGAUCCGGGCCGCUAAAUCCCUCUCCAUCAUCGUGGGACUCUUCACCGUCUGCUGGCUGCCCGUCCACAUCCUCAACUGCCUCACGCUGUUUUACGGCGCUCUGGACAAGCCUCCGGUUGUCAUGUACGUGGCCAUCAUUCUGUCUCACGCCAACUCCGCGAUCAACCCAAUCAUCUACGCUUACCGCAUUCAGGACUUCCGGAACACUUUCCGCAAAAUCCUGGUGCGGCACUUCCUGUGCCACAAGGAGGAGCUUUACCUCAGCUCCAAUGGCAGCAGACGCAACAGAGACGAGGUCACGGUGACCAUCGACCCUCUGCUGUAGAGGCGGAGGACUCCAUCAACGUCAAGGCGUGAGGUUUCUAAUGUUUACAGAACAAUGUGAAGAUGAACCGAUGUCAAUCCCACCUUGAAUGUAGACUUUUAUUUAUGAAUUGUAUUGGGUUGGGAUGGGGGUCUGUGAAGUUUUCAACUACAAGUCUUAACUUUUUUGUUGUUGUUGAAGGAUUUUUGUUGAAAUAGUUGAAGCUAACUGGAUUUGUAGGACUGUGAGGAUCCAAACUAAAGAUGCUAUUUAUUGUUCUGAAUUCACCCUGUCCCAACUACAAACACUCCUCUUUUUGUGCCCUGCUGUUUUUUUUUUAUACUCUCGACAUUCAGUGCCAGUGUUAAAAUAAUUUAUUUAUUACAAGACCUUGUCUUUCAGAAUGUAUUGAUCAAACAAACGCGAGAGUGGGCGUGUGUGGGCUACAUCUGUACUUGUGGAGCUAAAGAAAGGUACAGAGGUAGCUUUCCUUACCUGUGGGUAUUCUGCAGCUCACAGAUCUUUGCUUCAUCUGUCUGCUGAGAGGAGGACACAUUUUCUUCAGCUUAGAUUUAUUUAUGAAUUUAAUUCGGAAGGCAGCAGUUGAGGUGAAAGCGUGAAUUUCUGCGUAUCAUUCAUCAGUACACAAUAGUUUUCUCAGACAAGCUGACCUCAUGGGUCCUUAAAUAAGAACCAAGUUUGUAGAGUGCUAAAAAUUCAAAUAAAGGGACGGUAUAGUUUUUUGUUUUUUUUAAUUGUGAGGUUCUGCUUAACAGGAGUUCAUUAAAUUGCAUUCAAAACAUUUUCAAGACAAGUUUUAUCUAAAAUCAAGACAUACAUGAAUGAUCAUUUGAUUUUCCAUCUACUUUAAUUGCCCUUGAAAUCUUCUAAGCCUUACUAUUCAUUUAUAUAAAACCCAAUUAUGAAUGUCUUGAUUUUAUUAUCCUAACCGAGAUAGCAAACUAAAAUGAAUAUAAUUCUAAAACGUAAGCAGGUCGAGGGUCAACUCCAUAAGUAGGAUCUGAAAGAUUAAGAUGUAAAAAAAUAAGAUGUUUUUGUGAUGUCUUAUAUCCAAAUAUUUCUAAAUAUACAUAUACACCAAGCUAAAUGCAAUGGGAAAAUGUAACAGGUUAGGAAACCCCUCAAUUAAUGACUUAAUUCUGGUAACUGGGCAUUUUAAAGAUGUUUUAAGGUCUAAAAUUGGGGAUUAUUAACUAUUUUCAUCAGUUUAAGACUGUAAAAACCUUGGUUCAAAGUUAGUAACUUACCUGCAGUAAAUAACUUAGUAUCUACAAUUUUUAGACAGAUUUAGAGUGUUCUUCCUGGACAAUUAAGCUAACGGCUAACCUGGCAUAGACGAAGACAAAAAACGGUGAAAAGCAACCAGUUGGUUGCUAUGGUGGUGAACAGAUAAAGCACAACGCAGGUAUGGAGGCCUUAGUCCUCAAAGCAGAAACCUUAAUAGCAGAGUAACUGUUCCUAAAUAGUAUUUGAAGAAAAGAACUGAAAUUAUUUUAUGCUAGAGUUGUUUUUAAAUGAUUAAAGUCUCCAACUGACUAGCUGUUAGCUUUAGCCUGUGGGGCAAACUAAUCUGGAUUUAUACUAAAUUAAGGGAAUGCAAAGAUUGCUUAUAACCUCAACAGAAUCUCAAUUUUUUUUUUUUUUAUUAUAGGAUGAAUAAGAAACACGUCACUUUUCUUCGCCAUGCAUCUUACUGUAACCACUAAAAACCAAACUGUCACCUCUGUAUGUGUUCCACAGGAAAUGGCUAAGUGGGUUGAAGUUGGCUUAACUGCAAAGCUCACCUACAGUGAUGUGCAUUUCUUCAGGCGUAAGCUCAGGAAGUGGAGAACGGAUCGUACCCUUUAAACUAACUUUGCGUUGGCAUGAAGCCUUUUUGGCUGCUUCACCAUGACAUCAUGCAAGAUGACACCUCAAAUCAGAGUCCUUUAUGUAACUCCACGUUGACCAGGUUCUGGUCACACGUCUCUUUAGUGGCUUGCAUAAGACUUCAUAGCUGUGGUCAUUGCUUUGGGCAUAAGAGUUCAAACCUUCGCCCACAGUCAGUCUUAAAAACCACAGACGGAACAGACACAAGCCAUUUGGUUUCAGAAAACAAAAGAUUUGAAUCUGUAAGACAAACUUUAACUCAGCCGAGUAAUGUUAUGUGUGCCAACAAAAACAGGUUAGUAAAUCCAGAUUCCAGUGAGGGAGAUUGUGAAAAGUAAAUAUUUUUAGACAUAGAGGCAUUAUUAUAAUUCAAAGAAAAGCUCUUAAGCUGCAUAAGAAGGUCUUUCUGCAAAGUCACGCCAUGUAUGAACUACCACAGGGCGUUAAGGUCACCUGACAGUCAUCUCUAUUCAGAUGAACGUUGCACUGACAUUUUAGUUUCCUGAUUUGGUGUGCUUCACUGGUGUAAAAUAAGUGCUCUGAUGUGGAGCCCUCGGUCUAUGCUGCUGCUCUGUCUUUCUGCGUUUCUCGAUUUCCACCUCCGUCUGAUUUCAAGGGCUAAAACACAGGAGUGUCGCAACGUUUGGGGACAUUCCAAUGGAGACAUCUAUACUGUAACUGCACUGUAACGUUAUCUUAUCGUCUUUGUUGACUGAUGUGUGACAAUAAGUACUGUAGCUGUCUGGCUUUCUGCUUGAUGUCAAACUGUUGCCUUGAUUUUUUUUUAUUUUAAAAGGUAAUGCGAACAAUGGCAAGUUCAACAUUCCUGCCUUUCAUUCCCAAGUACCCAUUUGUCUGUGUGCCAUCCUGUUGUUACUAAUCAGGAAAAAUGCCUCCACUGUGGUCAAGCUGAUGUCCAACUUUUUCCAGAGGCGAAAGUUCAUUCGUUCAACACAAAACCACAACUGUUUAACAUGAUGCAAACUGUAUGUAUGGUGAAUUAUUUUGUUAAUAAAGGCAAUGUUUAUAUUGGUAAGGUCGGAUUUUAUUCCCACAUUUUAAAGCAGCGACGAUUUUAUAUUUAGUAGCAGCGCAUGAGAAAAAAAUCACAACUGUGCAGUGAGAUGGUUUGGAAGUGACCUCGGUGUCCAGAUGUUCUCUCACUCCAUAACUGAUGGAGCUGUAGAUAAAAAGCAACUAAAAAUAAAGCUGUAACUAUUUGAGAUCUUACAUUU
Molecule: messenger RNA, 4796 nt
Organism: Poecilia latipinna (sailfin molly)
Lineage: Eukaryota; Metazoa; Chordata; Actinopteri; Cyprinodontiformes; Poeciliidae
Gene: adora2b
Product: adenosine A2b receptor
Exons: 3
Coding region: 697-1692 (331 amino acids)
Biological process (GO): adenylate cyclase-activating G protein-coupled receptor signaling pathway; G protein-coupled adenosine receptor signaling pathway; vasodilation
Cellular component (GO): plasma membrane
Molecular function (GO): G protein-coupled adenosine receptor activity
Source: RefSeq, a predicted model, not a curated record